GAGGCACAGGACAAAGCGCCGGGGCCCUUGCGGUGGUGAGCAGCUGCAAGGUGCGGGCACUCGCGCGUGCAGGACUCGAUGUGCUUGCGCGCAAAACCUCUCAAGAGUUAGUGGGCCGAGCGUAUUCCGUGCCCCAGAAGGGCUUGUAUGUGCGUAUAUCCGCCCCACAAACGUCUUGACCAAAAUUAAGGGCGCGGUGGCGCGCGCGAUGAAUAAACCGCGUAAAGCGAUCGGGCGUACAUAUACGACGCGGGCGCGCCGACUCCCUCGAACAGGCCUGAGCGCCGUAAAUCCCUUCAUAAUGUCAAUCUGGUGCCGCAAAGGUCAUUCUACUUGUCCAUGCGCGCGCCUGCGCUUGCAACUUUCAAACCCUAAGCGAGCGCGCUGAGCAGGACAAGCGCGCGAGACCUGACAGCCUGAGAAAGUUUUGACAGUAGAAGGUAAGGAUUAAUUAAGUCAUUUGACGUGGUCUCUUGCAAAGUUUCAGCGCUUUCCGUCGGCAGCGGUUGGUUCCUGCUGACGCUCCGCUCGCCUUGUGGGGAUCGUGGGAAUAUAGAGCAAUGUGCCAGCUGCCAUUAUGCGAAGUGCUGUCGUUAGCUUAGGCAGGGGGGAAACUGAGUGGCAACGCAUGCACUGUGAACCCUGUUUCUAGGCACCGAGCGCGUGCAUGUAAACCUCGCGAAAUUGUUGAGAGGUAAAAACAUUCGUGUUGCAAGGUCGCUGAGUAACCCCGUGCACAACUCACCCGCCCUAGGACCCCGACUGAAACUCACAAGUUGCAUUUGGAGGAUGUGGACCGCCCGCGUGGCCAGCGAGCCCUACCUCUGGCCCUAUGAUGGCAACCUUCGGCCAGACAACACCGCUCUUCUGGUCAUAGACAUGCAGGUGGACUUCUGCGGUAAGGGCGGCUACGUGGACCUGAUGGGUUACGACCUGAGCCUAACGCAGGCGCCCAUUGAGCCCAUCAGGCGGGCGCUGGCGGCGUGCCGUGAAUAUGGCUACCUCGUGAUUCACACGCGCGAGGGCCACCGCGCCGACCUGAGUGACCUGCCCGCCAACAAGGAGUGGCGCUCCAAACAGAUCGGUGCCGGCAUCGGCCAGCCGGGCCCCGCCGGCCGCGUGCUGGUCCGCGGCGAGGCGGGGUGGGGCCUCAUCCCCGAGCUGGCGCCGCUGCCUGGAGAGCCGGUCAUCGACAAGCCCGGCAAAGGCUCCUUCUACGCCACAGAUCUGGACCUGUUGCUGCGGCGUGGCGGUGUCCGCAACCUGGUGCUGUGCGGCAUCACCACCGACGUGUGCGUGCACACCACCAUGCGCGACGCCAACGACCGCGGCUACGAGUGCCUGCUGCUGAGCGACGCCACCGGCGCCACCGACCCCAAGAACCAUGCCGCGGCGCUAGAGAUGGUCAAGAAACAGGGCGGCGUGUUCGGUGCGGUGGCAGACGUGGCGGCCUUUGUGUCCGCCGUCACACCACCCGUCAGGAAGAUGCUGGCGGCGGAGGCGGACGCCAGCGCUGCGGACGGCGCCGUGGCAAACGGCCACGCCAAUGGCAACGGCGCCGCACCGGAGGAGGUGGCUUCUGCCGAGCCCGCGGUGGCCGUGCUGCCUGACGCGGUGCCGUACCCAUACUCCUUCCCCGUCGGCCGCUCGGCACUGGUCAUGAUCGACUUCCAGCGGGACUUCAUGGAGGCGGGCGGCUUUGGCGCUUCGCUGGGCAACGACGUGGAGCGGCUGAGGGCGUGCCUGCCUGGCGCAGCUGCGCUGCUGGCGUCGUGCCGGGCUGCGGGCAUGCACGUGGUCCACACACUGGAGGCCCACAAGCCCGACCUGACCGACCUGCACCCCGCCAAGUUCACGCGCGGCAACCUGCCGGCCGGCAUGCGCAUCGGCGACGUGCUGAGCGGUGACAUGGGUCGCAUCCUCAUUCGGAACGAGCCCGGCAACGGCAUUGUGCCGGAGGUGGCGCCGGCAGAGGGUGAGCUGCUGUUGUUCAAGCCCGGAAAAGGCGCCUUCUACGCCACCAACCUCGAGGAGUGGCUGCGGGCGCGCGGCGUCACACACCUGCUCUUCGCAGGAGUCACCACCGAGGUGUGCGUGCAAACCUCCAUGCGCGAGGCGAACGACCGCGGCUUCGACAGCCUGUUGGUGACGGACGCCACCGAGUCAUACUUCCCGCAGUUCAAGGCGGCGGCUGUGGAGAUGAUCACCGCACAGGGCGGCAUUGUGGGUUGGACAUCCACCAGCAGCCAGGUCGCGGCUGCCCUGUCAGCCUGCGAGAAGGUGUGAUGAUGGCAUGACUGCGAUGAGCAAGUAACCUAGGCGGUUGGCGCAGGGAGUGCCCGGAGAAGAGGUGGGGGGGCAGAUCAACGAGCUUCGACGGUUGAUUGGCGGGGCGACAUUACCCCUACCUGCGGCAGCAACACGACAUGAUACAUGCUCGAGUUUAUUUGGAGAGUGCAUUUGUCAAAAUCAAUAUGGCUGCAUUAAAGCAUGCGCUCAUGAGUUUUGUGCCUUACUUUUGGUUUUUACGGCCAACUGCUGCUGCCGUCUCUUAACCUGGUUAAGGUUGAAACAAAAGGAGGUGGAAGCAUGGAUGACAAAUGCAUCUGCUUGACUUUUAUAGGGUACCGUAAGUGCCGUGCGUGGGAAUCGCCACAGCGACCAAGGGUGCACUAGGUAGGAGGCCGCCUCUGUCUUUAUCAGUCCUCAGGAUCAGUCAAGAGGAGAGCGGGCGACACAUGGGCGCGCCUAGGGCUGUGCCUAGCCCAGGCCUGCGCGCCUGGCCGCCAUUGGGACGGCGGGAGCGGGCAGGGCGGCCAUGGCUGACAACCGGUACCACCCAAGUGUUGCUACUUUAUGAAGAUGGUGUAACAUGCAAGUUGC
This is a messenger RNA of Chlamydomonas reinhardtii, 2883 nucleotides long. RefSeq lists its product as uncharacterized. The record is from RefSeq and is a predicted model, not a curated record. The transcript has 14 exons. Lineage: Eukaryota; Viridiplantae; Chlorophyta; Chlorophyceae; Chlamydomonadales; Chlamydomonadaceae. The coding region runs from base 790 to 2286 and encodes 498 amino acids.